Messenger RNA from Trypanosoma conorhini, 1140 nucleotides. Its product is annotated as ubiquilin. Gene Ontology annotation, cellular component: cytosol. The record is from RefSeq and is a predicted model, not a curated record. Bases 1 to 1140 code for a protein of 379 amino acids. Gene Ontology annotation, molecular function: polyubiquitin modification-dependent protein binding. Lineage: Eukaryota; Euglenozoa; Kinetoplastea; Trypanosomatida; Trypanosomatidae. The transcript has a single exon. Gene Ontology annotation, biological process: ubiquitin-dependent protein catabolic process.
AUGUUGUUUCAGGUUGUGAGUAACAUCACGGAGAAGCAGGAGCUUUUCAUUGAGGAUGAGAUGCGGGUGGGUGAGGUGCGUGUGCUGAUCGGGCAGAUGAUUGGCGCCGAUGAGGAGACGAUCCGUCUCACGUUUCAGGGCCAUGUGCUGGAGGACGACACGGCCACGUGGGCGUUGAUACUGCAGCUCUAUCCGCUCGCCGAGGAUGCCCCCCGCAAGCUCUUUGUGCAUGUCUCGGAGAGGCUGCGGACGAGCUCGGCGAGCAUGACGGCGAUGCGGGCGGCGUUAGUGUCUGCCUCCGGCCACGAAAAUGAGAAGGACGCACGCGUCCAGGCGAAGAUGAUGGAGCCCGUCAUCGACCUCAUGGUGCGGGACCCCUCCACGCUGGAGCUGAUGCUCGCCACCAACCCCGGCAUGAAGGAGAUGCUCGACAAGCACCCCGAGCUGCGGCGCCACCUCUGCGACCCAGAGACGCUGAAGACGCUGAUGAUGGCGCAGAUUGACCCCGACCAGCGGCGCUCGCUGAGUCGCGGCAUGGGACUGCAGCUCGCGCAGCUGAGCGCCCUCCCUGGUGGCGAGCAACUUUUUGAACGCAUGACGUCGGAAUACGUGAAUGACAUGUCCGAGCUUAUGGAGACCCGCGGCCCUAAUGCCUCCGACCGCGUCGAUGAGGCACAGGCGCGCCCCGACCCAAACAAAGAGGCAAACAGUGAGGCCCUGCCAAAUCCCUGGGAACAGCAACCACCCAACGCGGGGAACGCCUUAGGAGCAAACCCAAUGGGUCCAAAUGUGAGUUAUAUGCCGAAUUUAUUUGCUGGCGGCGGGGCUGCUGGGGGCGCGACACCCUUUGCCGGAUUGUCUGGUAGUAUUCCAUCACGGUUGGGCAGCAGUAAUCCCUAUGCUUCGGCCCCGUUUAUUCCUCUGUGGAUGACGGCCCCGUCGAACGUAGGAGGGCAGGCACAACCCACUUUUCACACACAAGCGGGAGACGCGUACGGGAGUGCGGCGGAGUGGGCGCCACAAUUGGCAGUAUUAAAGGAAAUGGGGUUCGAUAAUGAAGCACUUUGUUUAGAGGCCUUGCGUGCGUCUAACGGAGACAUAGAUGGGGCUGUUAACUAUAUCGCCGAUAAGCAUGCGUGA